AUGUCGUCAUCAGUCGGUGGCGCUGCUUUACUGAAGAGAAGGUCAGCGAAACCAUUGACUGGAAAUCUGCGGCUCCGACGGCUCACGAAAGCGUAUCUGGAACCUCUCGAUGAUAACAAAGAGCUGUCACCAACAGUGGUGAAGAUAGAUCAAAUAUACGAUUUGACCCAAAAGCUGAUUGUGCAAUGCCAAAGUGUUACCAGUGGAUUAUUUCCGAGAUAUUCGAAAGAUCGCGAUGUUGGAUAUGUGAAAGACAGCAUCUACUGCGCAAUAGCUUGUUGGGCUUGUUCGGUAGCUUAUAAACGACUGGAUGAUGAUCGUGGACGCCAAACAGAAUUGAGGCAAACGGCGGUGAAAACUAUGAGAGGAAUUUUGUUUUGUUGGAUGCAGCAAAGUAGUCAUUUGGAUUCGUUCAAGUCUCAAAAUUCUUCUGAAUUCGCCCUCCACGCUCGAUUCGAUCUCUCUUCCGGAAUGUGUCUCGUUACACCAAACGAUUCACAUUAUGGACACCUUCAGAUGGAUCUUGUAGCUCUAUACUUACUCACUCUUGUACAAAUGAUUUCGGCUGGGGUUAAAGUGAUUUACACUCACCAUGAAGUAAACUUCAUUCAAAAUUUGGUUUUCUACAUCGAGCGUACCUACCGUACACCGGAUUUUGGAAUGUGGGAGCGAGGAACAAGAUACAAUAACGGAAAACCAGAACUUCAUGCCAGCAGCUUGGGAACUGUAAAAGCUGCCCUUGAAGCCAUCAAUGGAUUCAAUUUGUAUGGAAGCACUGGAACAUCAGCAUCCGUGAUUUACGUUGAUAUUGAUGGUCACAACCGGAAUCGAACAACGUUCGAAACAAUUCUACCUCGUGAAAGCAACUCUAAGAAUACGGAUGCUGCAUUACUGCUCACCGUCGGAUGGCCAGCGUUUGCCACACACGAUGAGACCUUGUUCGAGAAAACAAUGAAAAAAUGUGUCAGAAGGCUCGAAGGAAGGUUCGGAUUGAGAAGGUUUCAUCGAGAUGGAUACAGGACCGAGUUGGAGGACAACAGCAAGAGCUUCUAUGAUGAACACGAGACUGCGCAGUUCCAGAGUGUCGAAUCACAGUUUCCUAUAUUUUUAGCUUGUAUCUCUCUCACUGCAUACAUUCGCGCCAACCAAGAAUACGGUGACAUCUACUUCAAAAAGCUUCAAAAAUGUCUUGUGGCUGAUGACUCGGUUCCUGGUGGAUAUAUCGUUCCCGAAUGCUACUGUGUUGAUGAAUUCCUCAUGGAUAAAGAGCGAUCUCAGCCGAACUCUACCGAACUUUAUGCGCUGAGCCAUCAAGAGUUCGGACAUCAUUUGUGGAGCAACGCCAUCUAUAUCAUUCUGAUGCUGAAACGAGAAGGCCUAAUUCAUUCUGGAGAUAUAGAUCCGAUCAAUCGACACCUUCCUGCAAGUCAGCGUCCCAAGAUGUUCAAUCGACAUUCUGCAUUCCAGGGAAGUAUGGAAGGAGAUCCAGUGGUCCAGGUGGCUCUCAUUUCCGAGUCGUCGCGCCUUCAGAUGAUGUUGUCGACAUAUGGAAUCACGACGCAAACUCCUCAUGAAGUCGAACCAGUUCAGAUAUGGCCGAGUUGGAGAAUGGUCAAGGUGUUUGAAUGUCUUGGACGAGACAAAAAAAUGAAUUUGUCCGGACGGCCACAACGGCCAUUUGGUCCAUUGUCCACUUCGAAAGUGUUUCGUGUAUUCGGCGACACCGUACUCUGUUAUCCACUUCUUUUUGAAGUCAAGGAUUUUUAUGUCAGCUCGGAUCCAGCAGUGCUCAUCGAUGAUAUUAAAAGAGACAUUGAAUUCGUUGCACGAAGAUGGAAGUUGGCAGGACGACCGACGAUGUGCGUGGUCUUGAGAGAGGAGAACGUCGCGGGAGAGUAUUUCGACCACAUCCUGGAUCUUCUUGUUCAAUUGAAGAAUGGACACAUCAAUGGAAUCCGCGUCAGAUUGGGAAGAGUUCAUCAACUUCUGAACUCCUGCUGCAUUGAGCACAUCGACUUCGCCAAUUCGGAUGACUUGGAAUUCGACAUCGAUAUAAUGGAAGAGACUCAUGACAAUUCUGCGAUCUUCUCAAGACUCAGUUUGAAAGAGGGAAUCGACGAUGAAAUGACUCAUGAAAAAGAUGUCACUCCAAGAACUGACCAUGAAUUGUAUCAAAUCAUUGAGAAAGAUGAUAUGGAGAGACCACGUCUUUUGGCUUUCGCUAUCUGGAUCCUCUGGUCAAGAACUCAUUCGGACUUGCUGGUGCACAAUUACACUCUCAAAGAGCGCUUGGAAAAAGUUUAUCGCCGUGCUUGCCAGUUGCGCCUUUGGUGGUUGGUUCGAUACUGUGCUGGACGUCUUCAUAAAGCAAUGAACUCCCUGGCUCCAGCUAUCACUAAUAUGCUUGUUCGAGGAAAACAAAUCACACUCGGUGUCCGUAAUCGGCCAGGAGCUCGUGAGGAAAUCAUUGUUCGCCCGAUUGCUCCAAGUGAUUUGAAUCGACUACUUUUUGAAUGCUGCCCAGCUGAUGAACCACAAGCAGCUGUAUUCCAUCAAGAGCUCAUCAUCGCAUGUUCGGACCUGAUGUCCCACAAUCCCCAAGUUUUCGAAGGUGUGUUAACCAUUCGUCUCUCUUGGUUGUCAGAUGCGAUCAGUAUGCUCUUGAAUUACGUUAGAGCUACAGGGGCUCUCAAGAUUCCAGGAAUUGUAACAGGAACACCUCCAACUCCAGGAACUACGGGAAUACCUACAGCGCUGAACCGAAUGCCAGUGAACUUCUAUGAUCGUGUGUGGACAAUUUUAGAACGAUCGAAACAUGGAAUCAUCAUUGCCGAUCAAUUCCUCCCACAGCAGCCCACAUUGAGUGAUAUGACGAGAUUCGAACUGACAUUCUCCUACAAAAUUGAAGCAAUGCUCAGUCGUAUUUCCCACCCUGAAUAUAGACAGUUGCUCGUAGAGGUUGAAAUUAUUGAUUCUCGGUUUCAGUUGCUGUCGAUCAUCGCUACCAUUCUUGAGAGGAAUCCGGAAAUCGCCUUCACACAUUCUCGCAUUGACUGUGACAGUCUGAUCAAAAAAGGAUUCGCCAUGUUCGCUGCAGAAGAAGGCAUCAAGGAUCUGAACGAUUUGACUCCAUUCUAUCAGCUGGAAGGACAAGCUCUCUCCACAUCGACCGCCACUUUCUUGACCAAGGUAAAUGUUGCUGUCGUCGAAUUCAUCCUAGCCGGCCGUCAUUUCUCCCAAGUCAUCAACAUCUUCGGCGAAGGAACACCAGAAGAAAAAACACUUCCAAAUCAAGCUCAUCGUGGAAAAAUGCCAAAGAUUUUGUACACUGGACGAGCGAGUAGCGAGAAGAAAAAACGUCAUCUAGGAGGAAAUCAUACUCCUCACCAGUCGCAAUUACAUCUCCCAACGCCAACUACUCUUAACCCUGGAGCUAUCACACCAGGAGCCGUGACUCCUGGUCCAUUGACAUCCCAUUCAGGAGGACAAGGACAGGACGAGAGUUGUCGACUUCAAUAA
This is a messenger RNA of Caenorhabditis briggsae, 3519 nucleotides long. Gene Ontology annotation, biological process: glycogen metabolic process. Gene Ontology annotation, cellular component: phosphorylase kinase complex. The transcript is spliced from 18 exons. The coding region runs from base 1 to 3519 and encodes 1172 amino acids. Lineage: Eukaryota; Metazoa; Nematoda; Chromadorea; Rhabditida; Rhabditidae. Gene Ontology annotation, molecular function: calmodulin binding. The record is from RefSeq and is a predicted model, not a curated record.